Molecule: messenger RNA, 705 nt
Organism: Kluyveromyces marxianus DMKU3-1042
Lineage: Eukaryota; Fungi; Ascomycota; Saccharomycetes; Saccharomycetales; Saccharomycetaceae
Gene: GTT1
Product: bifunctional glutathione transferase/peroxidase
Exons: 1
Coding region: 1-705 (234 amino acids)
Source: RefSeq, a predicted model, not a curated record
AUGAACAACUGCACUAUAAAAGUUCAUUGGUUAAACAAAUCCAGGGCCUUCAGGGUCCUUUGGCUAUUGGAUCACUUAAACAUUACCUAUGAGAUUGUCCCUUAUGAAAGAACUCCAGGAUUCAGAGCUCCAGAAUCAUUGAAAAAGAUCCAUCCCUUAGGUAGAUCUCCUAUUUUGGAGGUCGAGUAUAAAGAUAAUGGUAGGAAAGACAUUGUGGCAGAAUCGGGAUACAUUUUCCAAUAUGUCCUCGAGCAUUUCGACAAAGAGGGAAAGUUGAACAACAGUGAUCCACAACAGGCAGAGAAGAUUAAGUACUAUUUGCAUUACGCAGAAGGCUCUCUACAACCUCCAUUAUUCUUUGAAUUCAUUCUCGGCCUUGCUAAGAACGCUAAGCUUAUGUUUCCACUCUCUUACCUAACUAAUAAAGUCGCGACCGGUAUCAGCGAGAAGUACUCUAAGGGUGAAGUGAAGAACCAAUUGGAUUUCAUUGAAGGUGAAAUUCCUAAAAAUGAUGGCUACCUAGUAGGUGGAAAGUUAAGCGCAGCAGAUAUUUUAUUGUCUUUCCCUCUAGACACAGCUCUGGGAAGAGGUUAUUGCGACCCUAACGAUUACCCCGCAAUAGCUAACUGGCUAAAGAAGAUUAAGAGUGAACCUUCCUAUGAAAAGUCGAAAAGCAAGGCUAAAGAGCUUGGCUCUGACUAUUGA